AAUCAGCCGCGACGGCAUUUGAUCCAACGCAAUUAUGUACGCGUACGGUUUCGAGAUCACGUAGUACUCGGCGUGUAAUUAUGUUGUUGUUGUUGUCGUCGUCGUCUUUGCACGGCGCGCCCUGUGUAGCUUCACGGUGAAAAUCUGGCGUGAGAGUUGCCGCGGUGGAACGGGGAACAUGGCGUCGGUCUCGGCCGAAACUCGAGCCAUCCAUGGGCACAGUUUCAGUAAGAAGACGUUUCACAAACCGACGUACUGCCACAACUGCACGGACAUGCUCUGGGGCCUCAUUCAGCAGGGGUACAUCUGCGAAGUUUGCAACUUCGUGGUGCACGACCGCUGUCUCAAGGCCGUCGUGUCUCCCUGCUCCAGCAUCGCGGCAAGCCUGAUUAAGAACCCGGUCGCACACUGUUGGUCCGAACAGGUACAUCGGAAAAGAAAAUUCUGCAACGUCUGUCGGAAACGAUUGGAUGAUAAUCUAUCCAUACAUUGCCAAAUAUGCGAGUAUUUUGUGCACACGGAAUGUCAGGACUUUUCUGUGGCAGACUGCAAAGAAAAUGCAACUUAUUUGCCUGGAAAGGAUUUGGCUGCUGUAAAACAUACGCAUCAUUGGCGAGAAGGAAAUCUUCCGAGCAAUUCCAAAUGUGCCGUAUGCAAGAAAAGUUGCUUCUCUGCCGAGUGCCUUUCUGGGUUUCGUUGCGAAUGGUGCGGCGUAACGUCUCACGCAUUCUGCUACAAAAGCAUUCCCUCCGAAUGUACGUUUGGGAAUUUGGAAUCAAUUUAUCUACCACCUCAUGCCGUCAGUAUUCCACGUACCGAGGUACCAAUGGAAGCUAUUAUCGGAGUAGAAGUGCGUCGUAAAGAAAUCCUGGCGCGUGAGUAUUCCUGCCAUAACAUCGGAGAGCAAUUCGAUUUCGCUGAGAGUGAACAAAUUGGGGCUGCAGGCCGCCUAGCAGAAGCUUUGAGGCGCCUUUCACUAGUUUUGCCACGUAGCUGCCAUGGAAAUUGUCAUGCUUCCCCUCCUUAUGUUCGAGCAAGAAGCAUAUCGGAAGAAUUUAGCAGUGGUGAUGCCAAGUAUCGCGAUAACGACGAGCCUGUGCAAGGUCCGCAUGGCCGUGAUCCACGAUAUACUAAAGAUAAGGAAGAUAAAGAGAGAGGCGACGAAGAGAUGAUAAAGGUGUACGAUGGUAAUAACUCUUUGAGGCGUCGAAUAUGUCGAGUAAUCACGAUACCUAGACAAGCUACCACGGAACAAAUUUUAACAUCCGCACUUCGUGCAUUUCAUAUCACGAAAGAUUCUAGCAAUUUUUACUUAACCGACUUGUACGCCACCGAAGAAACUGAAUUGUGCGAUCCGACACCAGUUCUAACCUUGAAUCGUAAAGAAGGCAAACGUCCGGCAGUCUUCUUGCGAUUUAAGGAUAAUGAAAGCGGAGAAGUGCGAGUCUAUCCUGGAAAGUUACAAAUAUCGGAGUCGUUCUGCAUCGUACCCGUAACGGAAACAACGACGAUAACAGAUUUAAUCCAGGAAUCCCUUCAGAGGUUUAAUUUAAAAAGUGCGAAUUCCGAAGACUACAGAUGUAGAAAAAUUCUCCUGGAUCGCGACGUAUCCGGCCGUGUUUUAUCGCCAGAGGAAAAGCCAUGGGAUAUAGUUAAACAGCUCGGUAAAGAUUCCAUUAGGCAAAUGGAAUUGAUGCGUUUUUAUUUACAAUUAAAACAAGAUCCCCACGGUCCCAAUCUGGCUCUAUUCGUGGGUAACUUGCCACCGAAUCUUUCGGAACGAAUUUAUGAAAAUAUGUUGACCGAGUUUUUAGGAAAAGAAAACAAAUUCUCAUCCAUUGGCCCAAUUUACUACGAAUACGGUUCGAUGGUAAUUAUAUACGAAGAUUCGAAUAAAGCGGUUAAAGCGUUGUACACUUUGCGCGAAUCGAAAUACGAAGACAAACAUCUUCUGGUUAUGUUAUUGCCAAGUAUCGAACCGAGUAUGGUACCAUCAGGUGUUCAACCCUUGCUUGUAUUUGUGAAUGUCAAAUCUGGUGGUUGCCAAGGGCUACAGUUGAUAUCUAGCUUUCGUAAACUUUUAAAUCCCUUUCAAGUGUUUGAUCUGGAUAAUGGCGGGCCACUUCCUGGGCUUUACGUUUUUCGUCACAUUAAGCACUACAGAAUCUUAGUCUGCGGCGGAGAUGGUACGAUAGGAUGGGUCUUGCAAUGUUUGGACAACGUCGGCCAAGACAGCGAAUGUUCUUCGCCCGCCUGCGCUAUCGUACCGUUAGGAACGGGAAAUGAUUUGGCGAGAGUAUUAUGCUGGGGAUCCGGAUAUACUGGCGACGAGGAUCCAUUGAAUUUAUUGCGAGAUGUUAUUGACGCCGAAGAAAUUAUAUUGGACAGAUGGACGGUUGUUUUUCAUCCAGAAGAAAAAGAUGACAAGUGCCAAAUGAGCACCAAUGCCGCAGUAGGCGCAAGCUCGACCAGCGAGGACAAUACGCAAAUAUUUGUGAUGAAUAAUUAUUUCGGUCUUGGGAUCGAUGCGGACUUGUGCUUAGACUUUCACAAUGCAAGAGAGGAGAAUCCUAACAAGUUCAAUAGCAGAAUACGAAAUAAGGGUGUAUACGUGAAAAUGGGUUUACGUAAGAUGGUCGGUCGUAAGCCGUGCAAAGACUUGCACAAUCAGAUUCGAUUGGAGGUGGACGGCAAACUGGUGGACUUGCCGCAAGUCGAAGGAAUAAUUAUUCUCAAUAUUUUAAGUUGGGGCUCUGGCGCGAAUCCUUGGGGACCAGAUAAGGAAGAUCAGUUUAAUAAACCAAAUCAUUGGGAUGGUAUGUUGGAAGUCGUAGGAGUUACAGGCGUCAUGCAUCUAGGACAAAUUCAGUCUGGUCUCCGUGGAGCAAUGAGGAUAGCGCAGGGUGGGCAUAUAAAAAUACGUUUGCAGUCUGAUAUACCAGUACAAGUAGAUGGCGAACCGUGGGUCCAGAGUCCGGGAGAAAUUGUAGUUCUAAAAUCUGCAUUAAAGUCUCCAUAAAGAGGCAUUACCUGACUGCCGAUGUCCGUCAGCGCAUGCAUUCCUCCCCUAAUCGCACUCUACUAAUUAUUCCUUGUUCCUUUGUUCACUUCAGGCUACCAUGUUGAAGAAAAAUAAGAUCAAGCGUCGGAAUACCGAACCGUCGAUCCUACCUGCUAAUGGGGAGGGGGGCAAGAGCACGGACGAGUAAACCAACCAUACUGCAGCUUGCCAAUAGUCAGUCAUUAUAAAUCGUUCUUUUAAGAGAGAGGUGUGCGAUCCUCGCCUAGACUCCUCGAUGUGCUAAAGAAAUAGUACAUGGGAACGGGGAGUUUCGGUGCGAUCUCACCCCCCCCGUAAAAACAAAUAGGCCUCCUAUGUAUGAAUUGUUCCGAUCGACUCCCGAAAGAAACGCAUGCGUUUACCUCGAUGUAUAUAUAUAUCACCACCGUGUCGAUACCCUUGGCCCAAUUGCAGCUGGAUGCUUCUCGUAAUAUAUAUAUAUAUAUAUGGAUUAGUCACGCAUCUCUUUUAUUAGAUAGACGUUCUUAGCUUUUAUGGAAUAAUGUUUCUUUUCCUUUCUCUUUCGUUUCUUUCGUUUUUUUUUUCUUUCCUUCUUUCUUUCUUUCUUCGUUCAUUUAUCUGUCUUUAACUUUUUAUUACUAUAUAUGUAUCAUUUUCGUAUCUUCUUUUUUUCCUGAGUUCUGACAUCUAUAUUUCUCACUUCGUCAUUACCAUUAACUUUCUAUCGAUUACUCCUUUGUGCGUUCCCCUGAUCCUGUCCCUUCCUAGGCAACGAUGCUGAAGAAGAGCAAGGGUAAAAUGAAGCGGCGUAAUACAGAAUCCAGCAUGCAGCUCGCACUACAGGCUGCGCCCUCGAACGAUCCGGAUUCUGAGAUCUUCUGAGUGAACAAAUCGUACUGUGCGAAGAUGGUCAAUGUCGUUGUCACGCAGGAACACGUAGUCACGCACGAAAAUCAUUCGAUUAUACGAUGAUAACGUAUAACACGUGCGUAAGCGGCCUCGAAAUCGUCACCGUAACGAUUGUGCUGUUACGAACAUAAAUAACUUCGAUAACUACAACGCAGUUACUUCAACAAGUGGAAGUAGAUAAGAUUUUCAAAUAAAAACUCAUGAUAAGAUUCAUUGAAAGAAAAAGAAAAACAAAAAAAAAAACAAAAAAAAAACAAAAAAAAGACAAAAAAAAGGAAGCUCAGUGAUAUCUUUAAUGUCCGUUCACAUGUUGCUAGGAUGAAACUAGAUCUCAUUAAUGAAUGUUAAUAACCAUAGCACUGUAUGUAGCUUGUCAAUCAAUAUUUUUUUAGUCAAAUUAUAAUAGAAAGUAACACACGAUAAUGUUACCUCCACGAACUUUUAAAAGUAGUAUUGAAGAUCGUAAGAUAUUUGCUUCUAAUGUUCAAUUUAUGUUUAUAUAGCUUGUAGAUUGGACACACAAAUGUAAUGUAUAUUACUUUAGUAUGGUACUUUACCAAUCUGUGGCAGUAUGAAUCGAGUAUUGCGAUAUAAGACGCAAAAAAGGCAUAGAGAUAGUGAGAGUGAGAGUGAGAGUGAGAGAGCGAGAGAGAGAGAGAGAGAGAGAGAGAGAGAGAUCAGUUGUUAUUAAUAUGUUAUAUAUACAUAUAAAUAUACAUAUACAUAUAUAUAUAUAUAUAUAUGUAUAUAAAAUAUUAAUAUAUUUACAUAAUAUCGUAUUAGUAUUACGAUCUAAGUUGUGAUAAACGCAAUCUGACCGCUGGGCAGUCUGGAAUUCACAAACCAGGUGCGGUUAGAAAUUUCCUAGAAAUAAUUCAUAAGAGAGUUAAUGUAACAACUUUCAAGUAGCGUCGCUCUAAGGCAAAGCACUUUGCCAAUUCGUCUUUGACUUGUGUAAAAGAGCAGCGCCAUGGGCUAUGAAUUGGACAAGUAAAUAAAAAAAAACAUGAAUAAAUAAAAAAAGAAACAAAAACAUUAAGGAGGUGGCUUAAUAACGUUCUAAAUUUGGCUCUGAUAAAUCCAAAUAUUCCAGUUUAUCGGAGCCAUCGGUGGAUCGAACAUUCCACUUUAUUGUAGUCAAAGCAGAAAGAAAGAAAGAGCGAGCGAGCGAGCGAGCGAGAGAGAGAGAGAGAGAGAGAGAGAGAGAGAGAGAGAGAAAGAAAGAGAGAAUACGUGUU
Messenger RNA from Vespa crabro (European hornet), 5169 nucleotides. RefSeq names its product diacylglycerol kinase theta. Gene Ontology annotation, biological process: lipid phosphorylation; intracellular signal transduction; diacylglycerol metabolic process. Gene Ontology annotation, molecular function: RNA binding; ATP-dependent diacylglycerol kinase activity. Bases 179 to 3019 code for a protein of 946 amino acids. NCBI's taxonomy places the organism in Eukaryota, Metazoa, Arthropoda, Insecta, Hymenoptera, Vespidae. The record is from RefSeq and is a predicted model, not a curated record. The transcript has 18 exons.